AUGGCAAGUUUAAUUCGAAAUAAGCGACGAACAAAAUUAGUUACACCAUCAAAUUCAUCAUUUUCAAAUUGUGUACAAGAUCAUUUAUUUAUUCAACCAAUACGUAGACCACUUGAAACAUUUAAACCCGUUGUUUAUUUAGAUGAACAAGGUCGUAGACAUGGUCGUGUUAGUGAUCAUUUAUUACAACAACAAAUUGAAAAUGAUCGACAAAAAUUAAAAAAACAAAUUCUACCAAAUGUAUCAAAAUCAUCAAGUUUAUAUGGUAUACGAAAUCCAAAUAUAGCUGCUUUAAUAAAAGAUAUACCGAUUGAUAAUGAUGAUGAUGAAACAGAAUUUGAUGAAGAUAAAAUACGAGCUGAUGAUGAAAUUAAAUUUAUUGAAUAUAAAAAAAUUUCUAAACCAGCAACAUCAAAAUCAAAUAAUAGACAAAUAUCAUCAAUAAGUGGAAAACAAUCAGUUAAAUUUGAUACAACACCAUCAGUAAAUAUGGCACGACUUGUUGAAAGUCAUUUAACUGAAUUAGAUGAUAUUGAUAAUGUUGAUGAAAAUGAUAGUGAAAGUGAAGGUGAUGAAGAAGAUCUUGAAUCACUUAAACCUGUGAGUGAUCCUGAUUCAAAUUAUCGUAGACAAACUGAUAAAUCAGCAUGUGAAUUAUCUGGAACACUUUCAACAUCUAAAGAUAAUGAUGAUAUUAGAAUAACUAAUUCAUCACUCGAUUAUAAUCGACCAUCACAAGAAAUGUAUAUGCCACCAAGUGUUGAAGAUAUUAAUGAUGAAGAACAAAAAGAAAAUGAAUCAAAUAAUGAAUUAUUAUCACCUGAAAUUGUUCAACAACAAAAACGAUCAUCAACUCCAAGUGAAAAAAUACAAGAACGUCUAAAAUCAUCAUCAUCAUCAUCUCGUCCUAAAACUGCUGUUUCAGCACAAUCUCAUAGUGAUAAUAAAUAUAUUAAUAAUAAUGAAGAACCAAAAUCAUCACGUUCUUCUUCUUCAUCAUCAACAUCAUCUGAUGAUACAUCAGCUUUAUUACGUAGUGAUAAUGAUAAAUCACCAACAUCAUCUGAAGAUGAAUCAAAUAAUGAACAAGAAGCAAUACCUAUUGAUACAUUCGUUAAAUUAGAUCGUACUAGUACAAAUGUAAGUGAUACAAUGAAUAAUAUCGAUGAAGAAAAUGUAUCAACUCAAACUAUUGAAAAAUUACAACAACGAGAUGCUAAAGGUGAAUAUGAUACAAGUCAAGUUAUUCAACUUAAAGAAUCAUUUCAACCAAUUAUAAAUGAAGCAGCUUCAUAUGGACAUCUUGAUAUUGUUCGAAAAUUAAUUGAGUGUGGUCAAAGUGUACACACACAAAAUAUGUUACAACGUACACCAUUACAUGAAGCAUGUGUUAGUGGUAAUGGACAACUUGUAUCUGAACUUCUUGAGAGUGGAUCAUUAAUUGAUCAAAGAGAUUCUCAAGGCAUGACACCUUUACAUGUUGCUGCUAGUCAUGGUACAAUUAAAUGUAUUCGAGUACUUUGUGAAAAGGGUUGUGAAAUAAAUGCACAAGAUAAUCUUGGUCAAACAGCUGCUCAUUAUAGUGCAAUGCAUAAUCAUAUCGAUAGUUUAAAAUAUCUUGUUAAUGUAUAUCAUAUUGAUUUAUCUAUAAGUAAUAAUGAAUCAAAAUUACCUAUUCAUUAUGCUGCUAAACAUGGUUCUACUAAUGUUUUAAAUUUUCUAUUUCAAUCAAAUUUAACUGUAUAUGAAACAGAUAUACAUGGAAAUACAAUUGCACAUGAAGCAAGUGAAUAUAAUCAAAUUGAUUCAAUUAAAUUAAUAUGGAAAAUGCAUCGAAGUUUAUUUAAAAAGAAAAAUCAUUUUGGACGAACACCUAUUCAUACGGCAGCAUUAUUUGGAUCAAGUAAAGUAUUACAUUAUUUACUUGAAUUGAAUAUUAUUGAUAUUGAUCAAACGGAUAAUGAUGGUUGUACCAUGGCUCAUCUAGCAGCUAGUCGAGGACAUGGUGAAUGUUUUUCAUGUUUAAUAAUUCAUAGUGCUCAACUUGAUAUAUAUACAUUUGAUCGACAUGAUUCUGUUAUGGAUGUAGCUAAACGUAGUGGUAAAUAUGGUCGAAUUGAAAAAGCUCGUUCUGGUACACUUCGUUGUAAUUCUUGUGAAGAAAAAUUAGCAAAAGAAAAACAUGAUAAAGCUCAUGCACGUAAUGCUGUUGAACAACUUAUUCAUACACAAAUACAACGUGGUUAUAAUUUGAAUAUACCUGUAAAUCGUUCUUCGACUAAUUUAAGGUCUGAUAAAGUUGAUCCACCUGUGUCUCAUUCAUCACAUGGACAUUUGCCAGUAUCUCGAUCUCAAAUAUUAAAAGAACAGAUUCGUGUUGUAUCAGGCUGUUCAAUUAAUAUUUUAUCUUCAAUUGGUAUUAUAUUUCUUAAUAAAUAUAUUUUUUCACAUUGUCAUAUAAAAACAAUGACAUUAACUGCUAUACAAAUGGCAUUUACAUCAAUAGGUUUAAUUAUAUGUUUACAAAUGAAAACAUUUGUUUGUAAAAAAGUUUCAAUAAUAACAGUAUUACCAUUAGCUAUAUCAUUUUGUGGUUUUGUUGUUUUUACAAAUUUAUCAUUAGAAUAUAAUACAAUUGGUACAUAUCAAUUAUUUAAAGUAUUAACAACACCGGUUGUUGUACUUCUAUCAUGGUAUUUUUAUAAAAUAAAAUAUUCGAGAAUGGUUAUUAUAACGUUAAUACCUGUUGUUAUUGGUGUAUGUACACAUUCAGUUAAUGAUAUUAAACUAAAACUUUUUGGUACAAUCGUAGCAUCAAUUGGUGUUAUAUCAGGAUCACUUUAUCAAGUUUGGAUUUGUGAUCAUUUAAAAGAAUUAGAAAUGAAUGCACAACAAUUACUUUUUUAUCAAGCACCAUUAUCAGCUAUUUUACUUGUACCUUUUAUUUUUUAUAUGGAAAGUUUUCCAUCCUAUACAACAUAUGAAGAACAACAAGUAGCAGUAAUUGCUAUAAUAGCUUCUGGUAUUGCAGCAUUUGCUGUUAAUUUAUCAGUUUAUUGGGUUAUUGAAAAUACAUCUACAUUAACAUAUAAUAUGAUUGGUCAUAUGAAAACAGUUUCAAUACUUGUUGGUGGUUAUCUUAUAUUUAAAGAUAGUCUUAAUUUUAAACAACUCAUUGGUAUUUUACUUACAUUAUUUGGUCUAUUCUCUUAUACAUUUGUUAAAAUGAGUGAACAAAAUCAAUUACCAUGUAAACGUUGGAAUGCAAAUCCGACAAUAAAUAUAGUAUAG
Molecule: messenger RNA, 3291 nt
Organism: Rotaria sp. Silwood1
Lineage: Eukaryota; Metazoa; Rotifera; Eurotatoria; Philodinida; Philodinidae
Source: the annotation of a GenBank genome assembly